AGUGCAGUUGAAUUGUUGAAAAUGAAGUCGCCUCGGAGAUAGAAGUUCAUUAAAAUUUCACUGAAGUAACGACAUUUGAUAUCCACGGUGUUGUGCGGAACACCGGAAAAAAAACAGGUGACUAAGCGAGACAUUGCGAUGGAAUCAGUAUCGAAAGAAGAUGCAAAACAGUGCUUUGCCGAUGACGAACAAGAAAAGAAGUUAGACGAAGAACAGGAGAAGGUGGCCUUUGUGAGGUGGAUAAACAAAAGAUUGAAGAAUGAUCGAUAUCUUACAAAAAAUUACUUUAAAAAGUUCCUGCCUCUCAAGGAGGAAGGUGAUCACUUCUUUGAUAUGAUAAAGGAUGGCAUUCUUCUCAGUAAGUUGAUAAACGACUCAGUUCCUGGCUCAGUGGACGAGAGAGCCCUGAACUAUCCAAAAACUAGACCGCUCAACUACUUUAUGAUGCUGGAAAAUCAGAACUUGGUCCUGAACUCGUGUGUUGCCAUAGGUUGCCGCAUAGUUAACAUCAAACCUGAAGAUAUGGUUGACGGAGUUAAACAGUCCCAGCUGAACGUAGUAUGGCAGGUAAUUAGAGCCGGACUGAUGGCUCACAUCAACCUGAAGAGUUACCCCGGACUUAAGAUAUUGCUCAAUGAGGGAGAAACUGUGGCUAAGUUAAUGGCAAAAACUCCAGAAGAUCUCCUGGUACGAUGGGUAAACUUUCAUAUGAGGAGGGUGUGUGACCACAAACAGAUCAAGAACUUUUACAAAGACAUACAGAAUGGGGAGGCUUACACCUACCUGUUCACCGCUAUCGCACCUCAAGACACCGACCUUCUUCCUCUCAGGGAGACUGAUUUAGAAGACCGAAUGGACAUGCUCCUUGAAUACGCAAGAGAUCUUGAUGUAUUAAACUUCGUGACUCCCCGAGACAUCAUCAAGGGUAACAUCAAGCUGAACACGGCGUUUAUUGCUCAACUUUUCAACGCUUUUCCGUCCUUAGAGGUAGAUGAUCAAGAAGACCAAAUUGAUGAUUUUGAUGAAAUGCAGUACAACGAUCAAACAGAAAUGUUCUUUGAAGAAACUAGAGAGGAAAAGAGUUUCAGACAUUGGUUGAACAGUCUCAACUUCACACCGUACGUCUCUUACCUUUACGAGGACCUAAAAGAUGGCUACCUCCUAUUACAGGUUUUCAACGUUUUGAAGCCAGGUAUGGUGAACCAGGACGAGAUAAACGUCCCUCCCUUCAAACCUCUCCAACAAGUGUACCACGCAGUGGAGAACUGUAAUUAUUGCAUCACGCUGGGAAGUGAGCUGGGAUUUGUACUCGUCGGAAUAGAGGGUAACAAUAUCUACGAGGGUAACAAGUUGUUGCUGUCCCUUCUCUGGCAGAUGAUGCGGUAUUAUACUCUAUCUCUUAUGACGUACGGUGACAGUGACAAGAAACUUACUGAACAGGAAGUCAUCGAGUGGUGUAACAAGAAGCUGAAGGAGGACAAGGUGAAGAAAGGUCGCCAUGUUUUCAGGAACUUCAGGGAUUCUACUCUGACGAGCAGCCAGGCAAUGUUGGAUCUGAUAGAUAUCAUUCAACCGGGGAGUAUAGGCUAUGAUAUGGUGGCAGCGGGGAUUACUCCUGAGGAUAAGUUGGAGAAUGCCCGUUACUGUUUAACUAUGGCGAGAAAGAUUGGAGCUACAGUAUUUGCACUGCCCGAGGACAUUAUUGAGGGCAAUAACAAAAUGAUAGGACUUGUUUUCGCUAGGCUGAUGAAAGUUGGUGCCAACCUGUAACAUAAUCCUGGAAUUUUCAUAAGGAAAGAUGAACUCUUCAGGCGAACGCUAUUUCGUCACAUCCUCUGCUUGAAUAAUGGACAAUAUCUAUCAAUUCGAAUUACGAAUGGAGCUUUUUGUUUACAAAUCGGGGAAUUGACUGCUGUCCUGUUUGGAACAAUGUUAAUAAUAACAAUGUAAAAAGGGCGUUUAGUAUCAUAUUGGGAGCCGUGAUAUCAGUUACAAAUUAAGUUAAUUUGUAUUAUCUGAACUCGAAAGUAAGUUGUCGUGAGUAUGCGAUUGCUGUGUUUCAUGUUUUUUGUAGACACGUGCAAGGUUAAGAAAUUGUUUAGAUUUAAGCUGUUCUGUUAGCUUUCAAAUUUAAAAUAUCUGUAGACUGUAUAACUCUUAUUCAGAAUUUGAUAAGAUAAUACAAUUACAUAUAUUCGAUCUGUCAAUAUCAUGAUAUAUUUUAAAUGACUUAAAUGCAAUGCUUAAGUUUUC
Messenger RNA from Bolinopsis microptera, 2253 nucleotides. RefSeq names its product fimbrin-like. Gene Ontology annotation, molecular function: actin filament binding. The coding region runs from base 139 to 1770 and encodes 543 amino acids. Gene Ontology annotation, cellular component: actin filament; cytoplasm; actin filament bundle. The transcript is spliced from 14 exons. NCBI's taxonomy places the organism in Eukaryota, Metazoa, Ctenophora, Tentaculata, Lobata, Bolinopsidae. Gene Ontology annotation, biological process: actin filament bundle assembly; actin filament network formation. The record is from RefSeq and is a predicted model, not a curated record.